Molecule: messenger RNA, 1319 nt
Organism: Amoebophrya sp. A120
Lineage: Eukaryota; Dinophyceae; Syndiniales; Amoebophryaceae
Source: the annotation of a GenBank genome assembly
AUGGCGACGCCUGGAGUUUCGCGGGCAACAGAAGCGACUUGCUCAUCGGCCAAUUUAGAACGUCCAGCUGCGGAUGAGCUGAUAAAGCUUUCCAAGCAUGUGGGCGCCUUGAAGCGAACGCUGCGUACCGGAUGGGUGCGCCGGAAAGUGGACGAUCCCGAAAGCGUCGCGGAGCACUCCUACCGCAUGGCCAUGCUCGCCUUGCUUUACGGCCCCGGCGUGAAACGAAGCGAGGUGAUGUUGUCCUCCACUGCAAGAACAUCUUCUGGUUGUUCGACGACAAGAACUACCGAUGCGGCUGGUGGUGCGCGACUUGCAGUCAAGAAAGAUAUGUUUAUUAGUGAAGGAGCAUCUACGGCACCACAACCACGAGGGGACGCGGAGGAGCAGUGCAUUGACGUAAUGCGUUGCUGCCGGAUGGCGCUGGUCCAUGACCUGGCGGAGGGCAUCGUCGGGGACCUCGUGGUGGAUGGGAGCGCGGAGUGCCGAGACAACAUUUCGAAGGAGGCGAAGCAGCGCCUGGAAGAAAGUGCGAUCAACGAAAUUUUGCUCGGGACCAAGAGGAGAUCUACUUCAGACGGGACGAGAAAGAGUCGGAGUCCAUCGCCUGCAAGCGAUAGCAAAAAUAUUAAACGGCGCAAGGAGAUUCAGAAAAUAAAUACCACCAACACAAAAUCAGACGGAGGCACUGACGCUUCAGCAAGACCAGAUGUAGUUGAAUCGCGGCCAGAAGUGGACGAGCCAACAAGAACGAAGCCGGAUCUUUUGCAGGAGGUGCCAGCGUAUUUGCGGCGACGCGAGAUGUGUAGUGAGCUACUCUCGCUCUGGCACGAGUACGAAGCCCAGGAGACCGCCGAGGCAAGGUUCGUGAAAGACCUAGAUCGCCUGGAAAUGCUGCUUCAGGCCGACGACUAUUUGGACGAAAAGCAGCAAAGUCCGCAAUUAAACUUAGAUGACUUCUACGCGUCGACCAAGGGAAAGUUCAGAUCCGAUGUCGCGCAAGCAGUGGAUGCUGCACUCAGAGACAAACAUGCGCAACGGAAAGGCUAACGCUAACAAGGCUCACUAUCUUUGUCGGCGGAGGCUCAAUGCAAUAGUGUCACUUCGGUGUCGUGCACUUCCAUGCGCAUGGCCGCUACAUAAUGAGAAGUUAUUAUUUCGUCCACCUCCAACCACACCCACACGGUAACGCUAAUGACAACGAGAACGACCAGCGACUGCGACAAUCUAAGUUUGUGAGCAUAUGCAUAUGCUCUUCUUCACAAACAGCUGCUUCCUCUGAAAAUUAAAUGAUACGCAUCUAUGAGCGUGCAGGAGGA